AUGAAUUGUGAACAGGGUGAAUUAUCAACACUUCCUGAUGAUCUUUGGUCAUAUUCUGAUGAUGUCUUUUACGACUUUGUAAAGAAAUUUGUAGGUCAAAUUGAAGGUGAAAUUUUAGAAAUACAGCAUAUAAAAAACGUACGAAUUUUAUUACAAAUUCCCGACAUUUUUUCAUUUUUUCAAAUUAAUUGCAAAGAGACAUAUGAUUUAAAAAAGAAAGCUUGUUUUAUUGAUGAUGAUAUGAACUUUAUCGUACGAGAAGGAAUUAAAUGUAACAUAGAGCAAUUUAUUGAUUUAUUGAAACGACUUUAUGAAUCAAGAUUGACUAAUACCAAUACUAUUUUAUCUCAUACAACAACAUCCAUUGAAAAGAGUAAAUUCAGUCAAUGCAUAUGUGAGUUGAUAAAUAUCGAUGGAGAAAACGAACAAUAUCAAUCAAAACCAUUUAUUAAUACUUUUCUUAGCAAUCUUUUAAAGAAUAUGAAACGAUCUAAAAAUAACUUUCAAUUUCAUCCUAUUGUUACGAAAUUCGCAUCAGUAUUUAGGAUAUUAGCCGGUUAUAAUGCUUAUGAAUUCACUCGAAUUAACUUGUUAGGUUCUCUACCAUCCGAUACAACAUUGAAAAAUUACGAUGAAGAUAUUAAUUUGAAAUUAAACGAAUGUGAAUUCAGAUUUGAUCUAUUGAAAGAUUAUUUAGAUUCAAUAAAAUCACAAUAUGUUUUUUCGUCUGAAGACGCCACUGGAGUGGUUAGCUCAGUGUCUUAUGAUGCUAUUAAUGAUUCCUUUAUCGGAUUUACUCCAUCACUAAACGAUGGUUUACCUGUUAUAAAUCAAUUUAAGACCAAUAGUUAUAGCGAACUUGAGCAAUGGUUCCAUGAUAUUGAUAAAUCUACGUUAGUCAACGUUCAUUUAAUUGAACCAUUAUUGACAGAUGUAACAUCAUUAGUUCAUUCGAGACCAUACACUAUAAGUGCAUAUGGAAUUAAUAAUAAACAUUCUGCGUCUGAUACCAUACGCAGAUGGAUUUAUAUUUAUAAUCAAUGUAAAGAACGAAACAUAAAUCUAGUUGGAUUUUCAACAGACUGUGAUUCCAGAUAUUUCAAAGCUAUGAGAAUAUGUUUAGGUUUCUUUUCUCGAGCGCCUAAUGUUGAUUUAUUAACAGGAAAUGAUAAUCUACUUACAAUUGAUACACCAUCUAAUUGGACAUUUUUCUUUAUGAGACCUCAACAAUUGUUUCUCUGCAUGCAGGAUGGCACACAUUUAGUUACCAAGAUUCGAAAUCGUCUCUUGUCAGAGACUGCCACUUUAAAUAUUAAUAAUCAUCAUGUUGAUAUAAAUCAUUUACUUCAUUUAAUUGAAAACCAUCCGAAACUUGAUCAUAAUUUGGUUCGAUCCGAUAUUUUUCCACAUGAUAAACAAAAUUAUUCUUCUUGUUUGAAAAUAACAUCAGAUGACGUAUUGAUUUUAUUAAAACAGAUGAAUAAUAAGGCUACCUACAUUUACUUGUAUCUAUUAAAAUUAAUUAUACUUGCUUAUGUUAAAUCUGAUACAGAAAUUCUUUCUCGAUUAUAUUUUGGUUGGGUUGUUGCCUUUGCUUAUCGAAUUUGGUGGAAUAGUAUUCGAAUUGAUAAAAACUUAUCUCAAACAGAGAAAGAUAAUUCUUUUAUUACCAGAGCUGCUUGGCUUUCAUCUGAAAUAAACAUACAUACUUUGACGUUUAUCAUUAUUUUAGUAUCCAAAGGAUGUCUACCGUCAUAUGCACCUAAUUGUCAUCUUUUCAGUAGUCAACCUUGCGAAUCAACAUUUCGAAGUGCUCGAUCUUUAUCUGGAUCUUUAUCAUCAAUAACAACCUUCUCUGUAUCUCAAGUCAUAAAUAAAAUUGGAAAAAUUUCCAUUUUAAAUCAAAUAAAAUCAACAGAAGAAUCUAGUAAUAACGAAUAUUCUCUAAAAUUUCCAAGACAUCAUAAAAAUCGUCGUGAUGAAUCUCAAGCAUCUAAAAAUAUUCAAAAUGUAUCAUCAAUUACCAUACAGGACAUGGAGAAAAUAAUCAUUAAAGCUUAUAAUAAAGCAGUAAUAAUAAUGAAUAAUUUACUAAUAACAGAAAUCUUGAAAGAAUCCAAUUUAGAUGAUAUUCAUAAACUUAGUUCAUUCGUAUUUCAUGAACUUGAUAAAAGAUCAACAGUUGAUUAUUCAAUUAUCAAUAACUAUGAUGCUUAUGAUAGUUUAGAUGACGAUGAUGACGAUAAUAUUGUCAAUGAACCUGGUAACAUUGAUUUACUUGAAUAUAUUGAAGAAUCACGUGAUGAACAUGAACACGAAGAAUAUAAUCUAACAACAUCAAAACAAACAUUUUAUGGAAUGAAAAUUUAUGAAAAAAUCAAUUCCACGAAAAUAAAUAAUUAUUUUAAAAUUAUUAUUAAUAAUAAUUAA
Molecule: messenger RNA, 2430 nt
Organism: Rotaria sp. Silwood2
Lineage: Eukaryota; Metazoa; Rotifera; Eurotatoria; Philodinida; Philodinidae
Source: the annotation of a GenBank genome assembly